UCUAAAUUCAGAGAGCAACUGUAGUCCACCUUGGCACAUGACAUUUGAAAGGAAAACUAACUGAGGUUUCAGGCUGCAAAAUGAAGCUUCUUCUUCUCAUAACAUUUGUAGCAACCGUCUGCUAUGUCAAUGCAGGCAAGACACAGAGGAUGAUAGCAGCUAUGAAUGCUAUGAACACCAUGAACGCUAUGAACGCUAUGAACGCUAUGAAUGCUAUGAAUGCUAUGAACGGAGGAAUGAUGGCGGGUAUGAACGGUAUGAAUGGAGGAAUGCUGGCAGGUAUGACCGGUAUGAACGGAGCAUUGAUGGCAGGGAUGGCAAACGGAGUGAACCCUGGGAGAAUGGCUGGAGGCCUGAACCCAGUCAUGGCAGCUGGUGGUAUGACAGGUGUCAACGGGCUGCAGUUUGCUCAGUUUGUUCCCAGAGUUCCUGCUUUUGCUGCACCGGCCCCCAUUCCCAAUGUGUACGCCGUCCCUGCACUCAAUGGGUUUCCAGUCCCUCAAAUGGCACAAAUGAAUCCACCUCAGCAGCCUCUGGCGGGGAUUAACGACGGUGCCGUGCAACAGCAGCUUCCUCUUCAGCCUGAUCCAUUGAGGAGAUUUAGGCGUCAUGUUAUGAAACAGGACACCUUAAAGACCACUCUGGAUACUCAGAUUCCAGCUCCCACUGAAACAACAACAACUCUCUGUGACGAAGAAGAACAUCAUGAAGAUGUUUAAGAUGACACAUAAUCACACAAGAAUUGUCAAAGUGAUAGCAAAACUUAAAUUGCAUGAUUUUGUCUAUCACCUAUGACUAUGGUCACCGUGUGUUAUGUGUUACUUUAAAAAUGUAACUUUAGAAUGAAUCUUAUUUAAAAAAAGCAAUUGAUGUGACAUGUUAACUGACCAAUAAAAUUAAUCAUACAUUAAAUCAGAAUUUGU
Messenger RNA from Perca fluviatilis (European perch), 923 nucleotides. RefSeq names its product secretory calcium-binding phosphoprotein 9 (gene scpp9). The record is from RefSeq and is a predicted model, not a curated record. The coding region runs from base 81 to 719 and encodes 212 amino acids. The transcript is spliced from 9 exons. Lineage: Eukaryota; Metazoa; Chordata; Actinopteri; Perciformes; Percidae.